This is a messenger RNA of Penicillium taxi, 822 nucleotides long. RefSeq names its product NuoB/complex I 20 kDa subunit family protein. The transcript has 4 exons. The record is from RefSeq and is a predicted model, not a curated record. NCBI's taxonomy places the organism in Eukaryota, Fungi, Ascomycota, Eurotiomycetes, Eurotiales, Aspergillaceae. Gene Ontology annotation, biological process: aerobic respiration; mitochondrial respiratory chain complex I assembly; electron transport coupled proton transport. Gene Ontology annotation, molecular function: quinone binding; 4 iron, 4 sulfur cluster binding; NADH dehydrogenase (ubiquinone) activity. Bases 1 to 822 code for a protein of 273 amino acids.
AUGACCACACAGUCAAUUCAGUUUCUAAGUCCAAUCACCGCCUUCAGCCCGCUCCUUCUAAACUCGGCAAAGAGUUCUCCUACUAGACCGUCACCUGCGAAAGAAGAUACUGGGCGAAGAGAACUCCACUCAUUCAUCAUGCUUCCCAUGGCGAGACCCUUAGUUUCCGGCGCAUUGAGCGCUGUGCGUCCCCGUUUCGCAUACCUCCCUCGAGCCCAACCCAUCGCCGCUCUGUCGACCUCCUCUGUAAAGUCAGCGGCACCCGUUCGUCAGUCAUCACCAAGUCAGACUCUUACUGCCUCGGGCAAGGCCCGAACAGAGGUUCUUUUGCCCAGCCAAGAGAAGAAGGAGGGUGCUAUGCAAUAUGUCUUGACUACCCUUGAUCAAGUUGCCAACUGGGCCCGUCAGAGUUCGCUGUGGCCCGUGACUUUCGGUCUCGCCUGCUGCGCCGUCGAGAUGAUGCACCUUUCCACCCCCCGCUACGAUCAGGACCGUCUGGGUAUUAUUUUCCGUGCCUCUCCCCGUCAAUCAGAUGUCAUGAUUGUCGCCGGCACCUUGACCAACAAGAUGGCCCCCGCCCUGCGUCAAGUCUACGAUCAGAUGCCUGACCCUCGAUGGGUUAUCAGCAUGGGUAGUUGCGCUAACGGAGGUGGCUACUACCACUACAGUUACUCGGUGGUCCGCGGCUGUGACCGUGUCGUUCCUGUGGAUGUCUACGUCCCUGGAUGCCCGCCUACAUCCGAAGCCCUGAUGUACGGCAUUUUCCAGCUCCAGAAGAAGAUGAGAAACACCCGUAUCACCCGGAUGUGGUACCGCCGUUAG